AUGAAAGUGGACAAGACUUUACUGCAAGAGAAGAAAGACGGUAGAUUAAACAAAAAACCUGUUGUCGAAGAACACGUAUCGCUUAUCGAAGAACCUGAGUCUAUCUAUACUGACGUCGUAACUCCAACUACAGGGACGGCAAAGUCAAUUGGAAAAGCCAAAUUGGACUUUUUUGCUAAAUACAAUUUGGAACUAGAUGAUUUGGUAACUGUUGGUUAUGAAGGUACUGUUGUUAACACCGGUAAUAAAUAUGGUGCUAUUAGUAUGUCAAUGAAGCUAGUGGAAUUUGAUACGACUUAUAUUCCACCUGACCCCGAUGAGCUCACUGACGAAGAAAACUUUGACGCCAAUCUGGCUAUAAAUCAAGGUAAUCACACAAAUUACAUUGCUGGUACCCUUGAGCUUCAAGUAAAGGGAGCUGCUGCUGAGAAAAAAGAAUGGGAUGAUAAAUCCUUGGACGGAAAUUAA
This is a messenger RNA of Psylliodes chrysocephalus, 468 nucleotides long. The record is from the annotation of a GenBank genome assembly. Lineage: Eukaryota; Metazoa; Arthropoda; Insecta; Coleoptera; Chrysomelidae.